GAGGCUGAGCUCUCGCUGCCCGUGAGCCGGUGCCGGGAACACAGGGCAGAGCCGCGAGCUCAGCGUGGGUGGGACUGUCCCAGCCCCGGGACAGAGCUGCCAGCAGGACCUGCUCCCUCCCAGGGGUGGGUCCAUCCCCCACAAACGCAUCCCGGCCAUGAGGUCACGGCAGGGCUGUGAGGUCACAGAGCCCCGUGGUCCCACAGCACCACAAUGACCCACCACCACUCAGUCCCUGACUGCAACUGUUGCGGCAGCAGCGGCGGCGGCAGCGGUGUCAGAUUUGGUGGCGUUUGGACAGUGAUUACUGGACAGUGAUUACUGGACAGAGAUUGUACAACAGCGGUGUCAGGACAGCGGUGUCAGGACAGCGGUGUCAGGACAGCGGAGGCAGCAGUAGCUGCCGGACGGUGUGAGGGCCAGGGGCCAUGGCCCUUGCUCUCCGCCUCCUCCUCCUCCUCCUCCUGGCAGUGGCCCUGCACGCCAGGGCUGCCCAGGCUGCUCCGGUGCCAGCGCGGGGAGCAGGUGAGGAUCGUGACUUGGAUUAUCUGGAAGAUGAUGUUUUGAAGUUCUUCUGGCCUCCUGGAGGUCCUCCAACAGGCAAGAACCAACUUCCAGGAAAAAAAAACUCCCCAGAGCCAUUUGAACUUCUGGACAAGAUGCUGAGUGAACUGGAACAACGGCGAGGUGAGGGUACUGGGAAUACUUCUCCAGCACCUUUGACAGAAAAUUCUUUAGAGCCUUCAGGGAUUCCUGCAGGUCCUCCAACAGGCAAGAACCAACCUCCAGGUGAAAAGAAAUCCCAGGAGGCAAUGGAACUUCUGGACAAGAUGCUGAGUGAACUGGAACAACGGCGAGAGAUGGACCGAGAGGCUGUGCUGAAAGCGGUGGUUCCAAAAGAAAUAAAUGACUCUUUGCCAGAGUCCCCUGAAGGAAGGAAGGCAAUGCCAGCCACUGGCAAGCCGGACGUGGUUGGCAAGGCAGGAACACAGGACCAAAAACCCCAGAGCGUCAGGAAGUUUCUAUGCCCCCAGGACGUGCGCAAGCACUGCAUGGUGGGCACAGUGGUGGUACUGUUCACUGUGCCUCUGGCCAUGAUCUUGUGCUAUGUGGGGAUCCGGUGGUGGAUUGACAGCAAAGAGCGCCCAAAACCCCAGCCAGGACUGCGCCGCUCCCCUUCGCCUCCAGAGAGCCCCAGGAACGUCCAUUUGGACACGUCUCGGAGAGGGGCUCAACACCAGCAGCCCUACAGAAAACUGGAGCCCCAGCCCUCUGUGCCUCCCCCACGCCCUCCCCCAAUUCCCCAGCCGCGGCGGCAGGACCUGCCCGACAUCCCCCUGCCUCCUCCUCCUCCUCCUCCUCCUCCUCCGCCCCCCCCAAGCCUGCUGACCUAGUCCUGCAGCCAGGACUGAAAGGGGCUUGGGCCCACCAAUAGCUUUGGGCAUCUGUUCUUCUGUACAAAUAGUAUGUGUUACCCAUAAGCCAGGUUCAGUUUCCAUAUUGAAAACCUUCAACAGGAAGGGCUGAAGACUCCUCCCGUGCCCUGGAUUCCUUUGCUACUUUCAUUUUUGUACAGCUGGGUGCUGGCUGAGUCUCCUCAAAGAACUUUAUUUGCGAUAGCUGAAGAACAGAAGGAAAAGAACAGCAGUCUCCCCUCUGUCUGCAAAAAAACAUCUCAGCAGAAAUUAAAAUGCCAAUGGAAUAAAAAUAUGACUGUCAUGAAACACUUUGCUGAUGGAUAAAAGCUUCAACAUUCCAAGGUGUAUUCCAUGAACAAGAGAACACAUGGAUCCCUGUGUGCCAUGCCCAUAUCCACCGCUGCCUUCAGGCAUGGGGUUGGUAAAUCUCCUUCAGACAAACACAAUGAGAGCUCCUGAAUUUUGCACAGGAAUCUGAAAAGCACAUAAAAGCCCAGAAGGAUCCAAGUCUUGAAACGAUUCAGCUUGGUGCUCCUUUCACACCUACACCAGCUCAGGACCCAAAUCCCAACAGCCAGUCUUCCACUUCAUCCCUCGGAUCACAGGAGCUGUGGAUAUACCUGUUGGACACCUACCAGGCUGGGCUGCACCCAAACUGCAACACUUCUGUUUUAAACACAUCUGUGAGGAAAUAAAAGGUUGUGGGCAGUGUGUCACACCUUCCUGCAUGCUCACCCUGCAGGCAGGAGACCUGUGUCUAUGUCUUCUCCAAGGCCUUGCUGUACCUGCAUCUUCCGACCCCAGGAGCGAGACUGGGCGAACCACCAGGGCUGGACAUGAGGCAGAGCACAGGGACAUCUUCUGCUCUUUCUGUUGAACCUCCACCACUGUGAAAGGAGUUUGAGACUUGCUGAGCUCAAGAGGAAAAAAGAGUCUUAAAAUCUGCCAUGGUUUAUUAAAAGUGCAUGAAGAGUCCCAGCAAGCAGUGAACAGGACACACAGUCCCUGCUCGAUGGCAGAGCUGAAACCAUCAGCUCCUCACUCACAGCUCCUCUCAGGCAAAGGCUCAGGGCUGUCAAUCCUCAGCAGUGCCCAAAAACCUCGGAAUAACAAGGAGCAGGGGACAUCCACACUCUUGGUGUCACCUUACUCCACACAGCACCCUGCCCAGCAUGGCAUUUUGGGGGACUGUGCACUAAGAUGUACAACUUGCCAAGGAAGCUGAUUCUGAUUUUCCAGGGAUUUUAGGUUUUAGAUGUCAUGAGAACUAACACAAAAUGCAUCUCAAAACCAAGACUGAAGCCUUCACCACCUUCCUUGCAUCUGCUCUUUACAGUCACUGCACCUCCAUUCCUUCACCUGUACACACAAACUUACUAAUCUCUAGUAUUUAGGGAUAUCCAGGAGAAAAAGUGCUCUAAAAAGGAAAAACCUAAAUCAUACGUGUUUAUCCUGAGAACCUAUAAUCUAAUUUACAGCAGGAAUUAAGGUGGCAUCUAUGUUGUAGAAAGAAAACACUUUUCUGAAGUAAUUUAGAUACGCACUCUUAAGAGGAGUCAACACCUUGUAGCAGAGGCUCAGAUCACAUCUGCUCCUUACAGCCUGCACAGGAACUUCUGCCAAAAUCAUCAGCUAGAGAAACAGAAAGCCAGGAGUAAAACUAACUGAAGCACUACAAGCCAAAUUCUGGUCCCACUUAUCCUAUUGUGAAUUUCCCAUUUUCCCCCUCCAUUUACUUUGAAAUUUGUUCAUAAAAAAGAAAUAUUUACCCUAUGAGCACUAAUAAAUAAACUUGAAAGCAGUAGAUUUCUCUUUUCCAAUUACUGCAGGAGAGCCUUUAAACUGUUCCAGAUGCUGAAUGACUAAGAGAUGUCAAAUACAACACCUGGUUACUGAGAACUGCAGCUGUUUCCUCUGCAGACUACAUAACACAUCAUUUCUUCCCUUUAAAUAGUUUAUGCCAAGACAAAGAGCACAGUCUAAGGUAAUAUCACUCAGAAUAAAAACCGAGUUGCAAUCAGGUCAGGACUUUUGUUUACCCCUCUGGUUUCCCGUCAUCUCCACAGCAAGAAGGGUUCCAGAGACUAGUUCUUGUCUGGUUUUAACAAAGAUAUUUUCCUUACUUUAGAAGCACCUGAAACUCUUUCCUGUAGCCACUCAAUAUGCUCUUCAUGUCCCUAAGCAUAUAGAACACCUUUCCAGCCUUUGGCACAGUUUCUCAGCAGUACCUCCACGCUCCUGGAUGCACACCUGAAAUCCUGCCUGUGCAAGCACUAAAUGAAGCCACGCUGGAGGCAGGAGCAGGACUCCAGGGCACGUUGGGAUGUUCAUUUUCCCUUCUUUGUCUCACCAUACACACAGAGCACUCACAGUACACUAGACCCAGCAAACAAAAAGACAACACCCAACAUUUCUGGAAUUGUAACUUCAAGAACACGCCAGGAACAUCACUGUUCACUAAUGUUAUUGUGACUCUGCGCUGAAGGUCCUCAUGAAAGCAACUGUUUCAGAGCCAACAGUUUUUAAAGGAUCAAUAACAUCACAGUAUGGCUGUGUUGGAAAGGUUUGGAAAACAAAUUUUAGGUACUUAACACUACAUUUUCACUUUUCUCCUUAACAGUAGGACAGAGUCUGGAAGGAAUAAAAUAUAUUUUUUACUGCAAUAAAGUGAUCUUUCUGGCAAGAUGAGUAUCUUCCACAGCCCCACAGUUCUGGCUGCCUCUGUGCACUGACCAACAACUUGCCACACAAACGAGACCAGAUUAUUGAUAUCCUGGAAUGCCAGACAUAAAUGCAAACUGUGCUGAUCCUCAGUCCUAUGAGACACCUAUGAACCAUGGAAUAAAAUAUAAGUAUGGAUAACUUAAUCUAAAGUCUAUUUCUAUAAAUGUAGUUUAUAUCUCUUAACUAACCCCACGACUACCUAAUACAAUUAAAAACAUCAAUGAAUUGCCAAACAAGCUAAAAUCUGAGCAUGGCACCUUUUAGCCUCUUAUAAUAAAAAUAUCCAGUUAAGUGGAUAUUAAAAAGCAGCAUUUUAAUAUACUUCUAAUUUCCACCUGUUCCCACAGCACUGUAGAAAGAGUAAUUUUGCUCAGAUCCUGCUUUUCCAUCAGCUCUUUCUAAAACUGGAACUCCUUCAAGACAGUUUCAUGCUCAAUUGCACUUUCAGAACUGGGAACAACUUAGUAAAGAAAAAGUCCUCGAUUCCUUGAUAAAAUGCUCCUGUCUCUCUAAGCAGCUUUAGAGAGUAAGUCAAGGAACAGGCAAAUCUUGUCUGGGUUGGGAGUAAAAUCUUAGUCUUGCUAUAGUUGGGAGUAAAAUAAGAGUCAUUGCAAUUACACUGUGACAGGCUGUUGUGUACCUCUGGUAUCAGAAGUAUGGACAAAAA
Messenger RNA from Neopelma chrysocephalum (saffron-crested tyrant-manakin), 4809 nucleotides. Its product is annotated as formin-like protein 5. Lineage: Eukaryota; Metazoa; Chordata; Aves; Passeriformes; Pipridae. The record is from RefSeq and is a predicted model, not a curated record. The coding region runs from base 429 to 1394 and encodes 321 amino acids. The transcript has 8 exons.